UUUUAGGAGAAAUUCAGUCACUCGAAUAGGCUUGAAAAAAUAGUAAUAAAAUGGCUGGGAACCAGGGAAAAUUUAUAGAUAGAUCACCGAUUAUUUGUGCGGCGGGAAAAUCGAACAGAUGUAAUGAAACAGUAGAUUCAACUCUUCACCAAUAUUCUUUGGAAGAUAAAAUAAGUGCAAUUAAACAUGAUGCAAAAAUCUGGCAUGAAGAUGUUUUCAAGCCACCACUUGAAUUACCACCAAUUCAGAAUGCUUGUUUUCGGGGUACGAACACUGAAAUAAAACCACUGUUGAAUCCUACAGUGAAUACUAGAUUUCAAUCACUAAUAGAAGAUCUGAAAAAUACUACAUAUGACUCUUACUGGAAUAAACCUAUUGGCAAGGGCAGAGAUCAAGUGCCCGGGUUACCUAAAGGAAUGGAUCCUAUAGAAGUAACUUUUGGAAAACAAUCAGAAAAGGGAAUACCAAUGAAAGAACUGGUGAAUCCGCCAAAGUCGCCGUAUGAAGUAUUAUAUGAUAGCCAGAUAGGGCAUGAAAUGUACCAAAGAACACACAAUGACUAUAAUCCAUCAGAACAGAUCAAAAGAGGAUAUUUGUCUCCCCCUUUCAAUUCAGAGGGCACUUUUGGUAUAAAAACCAAAUACGAUUACAGAGGAAUUGGGGCGAGAUGUGCUUGUAAUUGGCACAUAACUGAACCAGUUGUACAUGCUAAUAAAAUCCAGGCUGACUAUUUGGGAAGGGUGCAACAUGGAAUUGGAAAACCUUUAGCACCGAAUCGCAAUAUUGAUUGUGUCCCAGAAGGUCACACUUUUGGAGAUAGGAGUGACAGAGCUUUUUAUGGCGUGGAAGAUUUAUUGAAGGACUCCAGUUGUGAACCAUGUAUAUUCAAGAGAGAUUUUCACAAAUGGUUAGCUUCUCUGAACCAACUGAGAAUAAGAAUGGCUGUUAAGAAAAGGCACGGUUUCAAUUUUCGAGAUUUUUACAGAAAAUGUUUGUAUUGGGACAAGGAGAAAUCUGGAUACUUAGCGAAAAAUAUAUUUUAUGAACUUUGCUCUUGUCAUCAUUUGGAUUUUGCUAAAGAAGAUAUUGAAUCACUGCUGAACUUCCUUCAGAUAAUUGUCGAUGAAAAUAUACACUAUGAGAAAUUCAUAGAACUCAUAAAUGUCAAUGGAAAACAACUAUAUCUGAUGCCAGUUAAAGAUAUACCAAAAAAUAACCUCUACUAUGUGACCACUUCUCAAGCUGCAAGUUGUGAUUACUUGAUUAUUGAUAACUCAGCUAUGCUACCAGCAGGAAUUCCAUCAAUACGAAAUGAUUUAUCUCACCCCAUUGUGCCCCCAUCAGGAUGCAAAGCAGAUUUAGAGAACCUGGGCGACAACACGUCUGUAAAGACGUUGAUAAGUCCAAGUAUAUACAACACUUAUGGUUUGACUUUUAGUGAUUUUUAUGAGCCUAGACAACCAGGAACUAUAAAAAAACUAUUUGAAAACAUUGGGUAUACGUUUCCUGGCAGUACGUUUGAGAAAUUCUGGCAAGAGGGCUUGGAACUCGAUCAAACUGGUCUAGUAUGUGUUGAAACUUUCAAAAAUGUCUUGAACAAAUAUUCGGCUCCAAUGAGAAUACGAGUAGAUGAAAGAGAUUGCAAGAGACCUUGAAAAACAAUUCAUUUACUGAGAAAAUAUAAUACCGUUAUAUACACUUAAAAAAUGAAUAAAUAUUUAUUCAGCUCCUCUGCCUCCCUUUAUCUUCCCUAUUUCUAUACCUCUUAUCCUUCUCUUCCUUGAUUCUAACUCUUUCUCUUGAAUGUGACCGCCUUCUUGAUGAAUACUUUUCAAACGUCUUUUUCUCAUUUUGCAACUGAUGAAUAUUGUCCUCAUACCUACUCUUAACCCACUGGUAAUCUUUUUUUCUUCCUCCUUCUCUUUCAUCAUCAUUUUUCCUUGAAGAUUUUUUGUGACCCUCAUCGAGUGACCUGCUGCUUGGAAUUUUUUUAUGGCGUCUUUCAUCUACUUCUUCUUCAGAAGAAGAAUCCUUGUUUUUCUUGCUACUGCUCUUGGGUUUUCUAUUGGUGAUUUUCUUCUGCUUUCUAUGCUUCUCAUCCUCUGAACUAUCUGGGCCUGAAACUAUUGGAAAAUUGAUACACAGGUGCACC
Phaedon cochleariae (mustard beetle) is the source of this 2152-nucleotide messenger RNA. NCBI's taxonomy places the organism in Eukaryota, Metazoa, Arthropoda, Insecta, Coleoptera, Chrysomelidae. The record is from the annotation of a GenBank genome assembly.